This is a messenger RNA of Mauremys reevesii (Reeves's turtle), 1849 nucleotides long. RefSeq names its product required for meiotic nuclear division 5 homolog B (gene RMND5B). Gene Ontology annotation, molecular function: ubiquitin protein ligase activity; protein binding. Bases 151 to 1335 code for a protein of 394 amino acids. Gene Ontology annotation, cellular component: cytoplasm; GID complex; nucleus. The transcript is spliced from 10 exons. Lineage: Eukaryota; Metazoa; Chordata; Testudines; Geoemydidae. The record is from RefSeq and is a predicted model, not a curated record. Gene Ontology annotation, biological process: proteasome-mediated ubiquitin-dependent protein catabolic process.
UAGCGCCCUCCCUCGCCGGCUGCCGUAGGAACCUACCACUGCGCGUCUCAGGGGAGGGGGAUCCUGCCGCGCAGUGGGACAGUCCGGCCCCGGACUCGGCAGCUGCCGGAAGCGCUGGGCUGAAGCCGCCCAGGCGCCGGGGUCCGUCAGAUGAUGGAGCUGUGCGCCUGCGUGGAGCGAGAGCUGGACAAAGUGCUGCACAAGUUCCUGAGCUAUGGACAGCACUGUGAGCAAAGCCUGGAGGAGCUGCUCUGUUACGUGAGCCAACUGCGCCAGGAGCUCGGCAGCGCAGCCCUGCAGGGGGAACCGCUCUCCGCCACGCUCUCCCUGGUGAUGGCCCAGUGCUGUCGGAAGAUCAAAGACACGGUGCAGAAACUGGCCUCGGACCAUAAAGAUAUUCACAGCAGUGUCUCCAGGGUGGGCAAAGCCAUCGAUAGGAACUUCGAUGCCGAGCUCUGCAGCGUGGUCUCGGAUUCGGUCUGGGAGUCGCGGGAGAAGCAGCAGCAGAUUCUGCAGUUGGCGAUUGUGGAGCACUUGUACCAGCAGGGCAUGCUGAGUGUGGCGGAGGAGCUGUCCCAGGAGUCCACCCUGAAUGUGGACUUGGACUUCAAGCAGCCGUUCUUGGAGCUGAACCGGAUCCUGGAAGCGCUGCACGAGCAGGACCUGCGUCCUGCUCUGGACUGGGCAAUCUCAAACAGGCAGCGUCUGCUGGAGCUGAACAGCUCCCUGGAAUUCAAGCUGCAUCGUCUCCACUUCAUCUGGCUCCUGGCUGGCGGCCCUGACAAGCAGCUGGAGGCCCUGAGCUAUGCUCGCCACUUCCAGCCCUUUGCCCACCUGCACCAGCGAGAGAUCCAGGUCAUGAUGGGCAGCCUGGUGUACCUGCCCCUGGGCAUUGAGAACUCCCCGUACUGCCACCUGCUGGAUGCCCGACACUGGACAGAGAUCUGCGAGACCUUCACCCGCGAUGCCUGUGCCCUGCUGGGGCUCUCGGUGGAAUCCCCUCUCAGUGUCAGCUUCGCAUCGGGAUGUGUGGCGCUGCCCGUGCUGAUGAACAUCAAGGCAGUGAUUGAGCAGAGACAGUGCACGGGUGUCUGGAGCCACAAGGAUGAGCUGCCUAUUGAAAUUGAGCUGGGCAUGAAGUGCUGGUACCACUCCGUGUUUGCCUGCCCCAUCCUUCGCCAGCAGACGACCGACUCCAAUCCGCCGAUCAGACUCCUCUGUGGGCACGUCAUCUCCCGGGACGCGCUCAACAAGCUCAUCAAUGGGGGGAAGCUGAAGUGUCCCUACUGCCCCAUGGAGCAGAACCCGGCUGAUGGGAAGCGCAUCAUCUUCUGACGCUGGUGGGGUUGGAAGGGCUGUGGCAAUAGGUCACUGCUCUUCCCCUUAGCUGGCCUGUCCCACCCUCGCAGUGCGAGAGGUGGUGGUGCUGCCACGGCAGGGCCUGGGCUGCCUGUUAGGCUGAGGGUCUGAGAGCAGGUGUGUCCACUGCAGCCCCACUGGGGUCCCUUCCUUCUGCUGAAGUAGUGCAAGGUCCAGAGCAGUGGGACCUGAGCCUGAGCCACCCUCCAAGAAAGGGAGCUGAAAUGGCAGAGCGGCAGCGUGAUGUGCUUGCUGCUGUGAGCUCUGGGGGGCUGCUGCCUCCGUGUGUGCUCUCCUAGAGAUCUGGCUUCUGCUCACUCUGCGCUCCCACUCUCCGGGCAGCGUCUGUCUGCUCAGUAAUAGGCAGAGCCCCUCCUGGCCUCGAGCAUGGCUACUGGAGCGUUCCUAGCCCUCUGCCAGGGCUGUACAGUCCCUCGGGCAUUUACUGAUACUUUUUGCAUUGUAAAUAUUAAAGCGGGAGCUGCCUGGA